AUGGUAGGUGUUCGCUUGAGAUGGAAUGUCGGAAAUUUCCCGAUUGAUUGCGAUACCGAGAGUUUGGCAGAUGGCGACAAUGCAGUCAGUCAGUCAGUGAAUUGUGAUGCCCCAAGCACACGCACACGCACACACGCAGCAACACACAACAGCAACAGGAAGUGUCAGCAGCAACCAGCAGCAGAAGCAGAAGCAGGCAGCGAUGGUGACAGAGAACGGUUCACGGACAGGGUUCAAGGCAGUCAAGAACAAUUAAAAUUAAUCUCCCUAGGGCCAACAGAAAAUGUGUCUGUGAAGAGCGGGAGGGGGAAAGCGUGGGAGGAAGAAGAAGAAACAAAAGAGGGCUGGGGAGAAAGAAGAGCAAACACAGAAGACCACUGUCGGAGCAGGGACGGCGUCAUGUCGCGCAGAACAGCUGUAGAAGUUCCAGCCGCCAGACGCCUUGCGUGGAGCCGAUGUCGAUCGCCACACGCACCUGGGCCUGUCAAGUUUAUCGCUUGUCUUGUCUCGGGCUACUCGGCGGAAUACCACCCAGAGGGAGACCCCAGGAGGUCUGUGUAUAUGUAA
Molecule: messenger RNA, 567 nt
Organism: Morchella sextelata
Lineage: Eukaryota; Fungi; Ascomycota; Pezizomycetes; Pezizales; Morchellaceae
Exons: 5
Coding region: 1-567 (188 amino acids)
Source: RefSeq, a predicted model, not a curated record